AUGAUUCAACGAGCGCUCCUGGGAACCAUCUGGAUGAUAUAUUAUUGUGUUUGCCCGUCAUUCCAAAAAGAGACGACGACCUUCGUCUACAACGGCUUCGACCAAGGAGACCAUCGUAUUCACCUUGAUGGUAUUGCAAGAAUCCUUCCCAAAAAAGAUGUCCUGCAGCUGACGAAUGCAACCACAAUGCAAAUGGGUCGUGCUUUUUUCAAGCAGCCUAUUGUCUUCAAACCAUCUGAACCAGUCUCGUUCUCAACACAUUUUGUGUGCGCCCUUGUCCGUGUAGGUGAGGUUGGUGGCCACGGCAUGGCGUUUUUUGUGUCUCACUCCACUGAUUUUAAAGGCGCCCAACCAACUCGGUACUUCGGGCUUUUCAACCCAAAUGGAUCUUCUUCCACACACGUGUUGGCUGUUGAGCUUGAUAUAACUAAAACUCUAGAUGUGCUCGACAUCAAUGAUAAUCAUGUUGGGAUUGAUGUGAACAGCCCAAAGUCAUUGAUAUCUACUAGAGCUUCUUAUUUCUCCGACAAAGAAGGUCGAAAGAUUGACGUGAAACUCUUGAGUGGCGAUCCUAUCCAGGUUUGGGUGGAUUAUGAAGGAACAACACUCAACGUUUCAUUGGCUCCUCUUGGUAACCAGAAACCAAGCCGGCCUCUUUUGUCAUCAACAUCCAUCAAUCUUACCGAGAUUGUGCAAGGUAGAAGAAUGUUUGUAGGUUUUUCUGGAUCAACAGGGUCAAGCGUGGUCAACCAGUACAUACUUGGGUGGAGUUUUAGCAAACGCAUGGCGUCGCUGCAGAAGAUUGACAUCUCAAAACUUCCCAAAGCUCCUCACCCUAGCAAUAAAAAUAAGUUUAUAUAUCUGGAGAAAUUUGUACGCUGA
Messenger RNA from Eruca vesicaria subsp. sativa (arugula), 882 nucleotides. The record is from the annotation of a GenBank genome assembly. Lineage: Eukaryota; Viridiplantae; Streptophyta; Magnoliopsida; Brassicales; Brassicaceae.